AUUACCCGGAUGUGGUCUCUGCGCGCGCAUGCUCAGUGUUCUCUCGACAAGUUGGCAGCAACAACACGGCCCUGGUCGUCGUCGCCGCUGCGGUAACGGAGUGGCUCGGGUGGCGGAGCCCGCGUUCGCGGCCGCCCGCUCUCCUCCGGAGGCCCUUCCCGCCCUCCCCUCGGCUGCACGGCCGCCCAGGGGGCGGGAGCGGGUGCGGGGAGCCGGGCGCCCCGCGAGAGGGGCCCCCUGCCGCGGGGCGGCCCGGGAGCUCGAGGCGGCCCGGCCCGCGCGGGCAGCGGCGCGGCGCCGAGGAGGGGCGGCCUGGCCCGGACGCCUCAGUGCGGGGGCCGAGGAGCGCUCCGGGCCGCCGGGGGAGGGACGGGCCCGGCGCCCCCGCGGACGAACCGCCGCGGGAGAGCGGACGCCCCUUGCCGUCGCCCGAGCCCAGGUUAUCCUGAAUACCACAUGUCUAAUAAUUUUCAUUGCAACGUUAGCCGUUGUUUUUCACUGCCUCCAAAAGAUCAAAAUUGCUCCGGAAAUUGGAAACAUAUUUGAUUUAAAAGAAAUAACUAACAAAUGGACAAUAUGUCUAUUACGAAUACACCAACAAGUAAUGAUGCCUGUCUGAGCAUUGUACAUAGUUUGAUGUGCCAUAGACAAGGUGGAGAGAGUGAAACAUUUGCAAAAAGAGCAAUUGAAAGUUUGGUAAAGAAACUGAAGGAGAAAAAAGAUGAAUUGGAUUCUUUAAUAACAGCUAUAACUACAAAUGGAGCUCACCCUAGCAAAUGUGUUACCAUACAGAGAACAUUGGAUGGAAGGCUUCAGGUGGCUGGUCGGAAAGGAUUUCCUCAUGUGAUCUAUGCCCGUCUCUGGAGGUGGCCUGAUCUUCACAAAAACGAAUUAAAACAUGUUAAAUAUUGUCAGUAUGCAUUUGACUUAAAAUGUGAUAGUGUCUGUGUGAAUCCAUAUCACUAUGAACGAGUUGUAUCACCUGGAAUUGAUCUCUCAGGAUUAACACUGCAGAGUAAUGCUCCACCUAGUAUGUUGGUGAAGGAUGAAUAUGUUCAUGACUUUGAGGGACAGCCAUCAUUAUCCACUGAAGGGCAUUCAAUUCAAACCAUCCAGCAUCCACCAAGUAAUCGUGCAUCGACGGAGACCUACAGCACCCCAGCUCUCUUAGCCCCAUCUGAGUCUAACGCUACCAGCACCACCAACUUUCCCAACAUUCCUGUGGCUUCCACAAGUCAGCCUGCCAGUAUACUGGCAGGCAGCCAUAGUGAAGGAUUGUUGCAGAUAGCUUCAGGGCCUCAGCCAGGACAGCAGCAGAAUGGAUUUACUGGUCAGCCAGCUACUUACCAUCAUAACAGCACUACCACCUGGACUGGAAGUAGAACUGCACCAUACACACCUAAUUUGCCUCACCAUCAAAACGGCCAUCUUCAGCACCACCCGCCUAUGCCGCCCCAUCCCGGACAUUACUGGCCGCCAGUUCACAAUGAGCUUGCAUUCCAGCCUCCCAUUUCUAACCAUCCUGCUCCUGAGUAUUGGUGUUCCAUUGCUUACUUUGAAAUGGAUGUUCAAGUAGGAGAGACGUUUAAGGUUCCUUCAAGCUGUCCUGUUGUUACUGUUGAUGGUUAUGUAGACCCUUCUGGAGGAGAUCGCUUUUGCUUGGGUCAACUCUCCAAUGUCCACAGGACAGAAGCCAUUGAGAGAGCAAGGUUGCACAUAGGCAAAGGUGUGCAGUUGGAAUGUAAAGGUGAAGGUGAUGUUUGGGUCAGGUGCCUUAGUGACCACGCAGUCUUUGUACAGAGCUACUACUUGGACAGAGAAGCUGGGCGUGCACCUGGAGACGCUGUUCAUAAGAUCUACCCAAGUGCAUAUAUAAAGGUCUUUGAUUUGCGUCAAUGUCAUCGUCAGAUGCAACAACAGGCAGCUACUGCACAAGCUGCAGCAGCUGCCCAGGCAGCAGCUGUGGCAGGAAACAUCCCUGGCCCCGGAUCAGUAGGUGGAAUAGCCCCAGCUAUCAGUUUGUCAGCUGCUGCUGGAAUCGGUGUUGAUGACCUUCGUCGUUUAUGCAUACUCAGGAUGAGUUUUGUGAAAGGCUGGGGGCCUGAUUACCCAAGACAGAGCAUCAAGGAAACACCUUGCUGGAUUGAGAUUCACUUACACCGGGCCCUCCAGCUCCUAGAUGAAGUACUUCACACCAUGCCUAUUGCCGACCCACAGCCUUUAGACUGAGGUCUUUUAACUUAAUGUUGGGGCCCUUAACAUUAUCAGGAUGGUGGACUAUAAAAUGCAAUCCUGUUUAUAAUCUGAAGAUAUAUUUCACUUUUGUUCUGCUUUAUCUUUUCAUAAGGGGUUGAAAAAUGUGUUUGCUGCCUUGCUCCUAGCAGACAGAAACUGGAUUAAAACAAUUUUUUUUUUCCUAUUUAGAACUUUUCAGGCAUGGCUCAGAGCUUGAAGAUCAGGAAAAACACAUUCUUAUUAAAUCUUCACCAGUUAUGUAUGAAGGAAUCAUUCCAAUGCUGGAAAAUUUAGCCCUUUAAAAUGUUUUAGAGCCUUUUAUAUGCAGAACAUUGAUAUGUGUGUUAUUCUACAGAAUAAAUUCAAUAUUGCUGAUUUUAAAGGCAGAGAAGUUCUCAAAGUUAAUUCACCUAUAUUAUCUUGUGUGUGAGUUGUUAUUGUUGAACAUACUUUACUCCAAAAUAUUGUGCCAUGCGGGUGAGUUAAUUUUACCAAGAGCAACUUUACUCUGUGUUUAAAAAAGAAGAUAGUAAUGUAUUAUAACCUUUUAUGCAAAUGUUUUUUUCAAGUUAAACUAGUGAAGAUGAUUUCAAUUCAGAUUGUCUUGCGACUUCAAUUUUCUUUUGCCAAGGCAAAACACUAAUCUCUGUAUAUUGAGAAUUCCUUAAAAUUACCAAAGGAAUAUCAUUUAAAAUUACAUUUGUUAUCUUUGUUGGAUAACUAUUUAUCAUGAAAUCUACUUUAGCCCUGUUAAACAGUAGAUGUAUUCUAUAUUUCUAGGCACAGGGUUGGUUACUAAGAAGCCUAGAGGAGGAAUUUCUUUCCUUCAUUAACAUAGGGAAAGGUUUUGUAUUUUUAAAAACACUAAAAGCAGUGUCACUCCAUCUAAUAUCUUAACCAUUCUGCAGAGGUGGCAGUGCUUAAACUAAAUAAUGAAUAUUUUGGGAAUUGCUAAAUUCUGUGUUAAAUACAGUGCAGAAUAAGGGAAACAUUACCGUUCAUAAUAGGUAGUUUGGAUAUUUUUGUACUUGAUUUGAUGUGUGACUUUUUUUUCGUAUACUGUUUAAGUCAUGUAUGUUAUGACAUUGUUUAAAAUUCAGUUUUUGUAUCUUGGGGCAAGACUGCAAACUUUUUUAUACCUUUUGGUUAUUCUAAGCCCUUUGCCAUCAAUGAUCAUAUCAAUUGGCAGUGACUUUGUAUAGAGAAUUUAAGUAGAAAAGUUGCAAAUGUAUUGACUGUACCACAGAUACAAUAUGUAUGCUUUUUACUUAGCUAGUAGCAUAAAUAAAACUGAAUCUCAACGUGCAAAGUUGAAUUCUAGGUUUGAUUUUUAAGUUUUUUUUCUUUUGCACUUUUGAGUCCAACCUUAGUGGCGAGACACCUUCUACUAAGUGACAGGCAAACAGCCAGUACUAUUGGGCAGCUUUGGUUUUUUUCUCCCACUCUACCAGGACUUCCCUAUGGACAUUAUGUAUCAAGUGUAGGGUUGGUUAUUUUUUUAACUUUUAUUUUACUGUAGCAAAACUAGGCCUGAUUGUCUAUAAGAUAAGUAGGUUGUCUACAGGAUAAAUAGUGUGAAAUAAAUCAAGGAUUAUCUUUCAGAUGUUUUUGCUUUCUUCAUGGAGGGCCUUUCUAAGUGUAAUAAGAUUAUUUCAGGUGUGUUACAAGUUUGAGACAUGAGAAACACUUAAUGCAUGAUAGUCAUCCUUAUAUCAACUUAAAUCAACAAAUCUUCUACUUCUUUGCUUAGGUCUUCUUAGUAAGACCAUCCUAGAAACCACUGAGUUUGCUUAUUGCUGUGAUUUAAACAUAUCUUGAUCCAAGCUACUUGUAUUUUGUUUUUUAAAAUAACAUUUCUACCAACUCAUUUAUACUCUUGAGUACUUACAGAUACUUCUGUUAAAGACCUAAUCUUAAUCUGUAAAGUUUGGUGAUUUUACGUUUUAUUGGCAGAUUUUUUAAAAGGUAUCUUCAUUCUCUAGAAAUUUUUUACUUAGGUCUGUUUUAUUGUGAAUGAAGAAUAGAAGCAAGAGGGGAGAGAGUUUUAGAAUAACAGAUUUUAAAAAUCGAGGAUGUUAGAUUAGAACCACAAGCAUGCUAUGAUAUAAUCCAUUGCCUCCUAUUCUACUUUAAAGAAGGUUUACAUGUUUAAUCAUCUAGGGAAAGUAUUGUGGAAAAUAUUUGCUAAGUAGUCUGUCUUUCAGGCCAAGCCACCCACUUUGGUUUCCUUUUGCAAAGAGCCAUAAAAAUACGACAAGUACAUAGAAGUACUUCUAGUUAUUAAUUGCUUUAUACUUGUGCCUAGGUUCAGUCACAUGCUUUUGAGAAAACAUCUAGUAUGUUAUAAUCAGUUAUUUCUGAGGGCUUAUAGUUGUUGAACAGUAUUUACGUUUCUUAGAGGUAGUCAUCUUUGAUGAGUAAGACUAAAAGAAUCACAGUGUUUAAGAUUUUAUGGCUAUUUUAAGAGUAGAAUAGUGUCCACAGUUCUUGGAAUCUGAUUGCUCUGAGUAUAUGGUUCUGGGUGUGUUUUCUCUAGCUAGUUCAUAUCUCAGAGACUCUCAGAAUAUUGAAUUUCAGUGGAAGCUGAGAGAGAGAUGAACCAGGUUUGUACCUUUAUAAUCAAUCCAGUAUGAGGCCCAUUCCACUUUUGUCUAGUGCCUUUCAGUGCAUUAUCAAAGGGAAAUCCUUAAAUCCAAAAUGGUGUUGCCUUUAUUUUCCAGGGAGUAGAUUCUUUUGUGGGAUAUAGUCUGUCAUUUUUUAUAGUAUACUACCCCUGGUAUACAAAGAUAAUGAUAAUAAAUCACUGCCGUAUAACCUUGUUUUUCUAGAAGCAUGGCUUGUUUGUAUUGACCUAAUAGGCAAAUAGGUUGCCUGUCCCAUUCCUCCUGUAAACAUUGUAGGUUUACAGGUUGAGUGACCUGGCUUAGGGAUAACCAUACUCAGAAUACCCAAAUAAAAUGAACACAUAUGAGCUGUGUUGUAUUUCAAAGUUAAAAAUCCACUUUCGUGUGGAAGGGUGUAGUGUAGAGAGGGGGUAUUUGUAAUAGAACAUUGAAGGCAAAAUAAAAUGUCCUGUCUUCCAGAUGAUAAAUAUCUUAUUUCGAAAGUUUAUUGCAGUUGUCUUUUUGACCAUGCCCAUCUGAAGAAGGGAAAUUUUACAUGUUCCAUGGUGCUCCUUAAGUAUAUGUGGAGGUUAAAGAAUAUAUGGUGAAGUAUUUCGAUUCCUGGUUUGGUGGUAACUAGUUAGUAGUUACUAGCUAUUAUGCAAAAUCAGAUUAGUUCAGAACCUCUUUGAGAGCCUUUUGGAAGAAGAAGUUUUAUUCUCAGUAAGGCAGAAUAAUCCUUUUUGUUGAUAGUUUCUAUAGUUGCUCCCUCCAUCAUUGAGUCAUUUUGCUGGCAUUUAAUAAUAGCAGAUUGGGAAAAUGGUGAAUUUUAGGUUACUGGGGUAAAUGAGUAUAUGAAAGCAAUUACCUGUAUGUAAAGUCAGUUAACAACUCUUUUGUGGAUGGGGUUUGGCUAAGACUAGCAGAUAGAAAAAAUGCUUUUUUUUUUUCCUUCCUAAAGGCAGAACCCAUUGUUGCGGAUAGCUAUCUGUAAAUAAUCACCUAAGUCCUCCUUUGCAAGAUUAUUGAAGAUGGGGUAUGAGAAUCUUGUGUGCAACCUUUCUAUUUUUUCCUCACAACUAGAUAAUUUCUUUUCUCCUAAGAUAUAUCAGGAAGGAUGUAAAAAGUUAGUGGCCUUAUUCAUAGCAUCCUCAGGCCCAGCCUUGUCUGUAAGCACUUGUCCCAGUGUUGCUAGGUUGUUUAUCUUAUUUAUCUGGUAUCACUGUGGAAUGGAAUUUUCUGCAUAAUCCAAACUUGCCUUAUUUAAACAGUAAAACUUUUUUUACUUUGGCCAUUUUUUUGGGUGGAGUUAUUUGAUAUGUAUAUUAGAGAACAUACUAGAUACAGUGUUUCUUUUGUGCCUCCUGUCUUGUAGACUUUAGAGGCUGCUAAGACAUGUGGGACUGUUUUACCUGCACUAAAUGGUCGCAGACUCCUAUGGUUUGGAAUGUUUGUUUUGGUAUACUCCCCCCGCCCCUUUAAUGACAGCAACCACUUCCUGUGUGUUACUAGUAUACCUCCCCUUAGUUCCUUCUUCCCUUUCUGAUUCAUUUUCCCGACUGGGCAAGGAAGCCAGAUAACCAUACUUAUUAGAACUUUCUUUAAAACACCAGGGCAAACUGGGACAGGACCCAAGGAAGUUUCCUGUAAAGUAUUGAAAAGAACUUCACUGCUUUGGCAUUUGAUAUCAGUUUGACUGCUUAGUGUGCUUCCUGAUUCUUGCUGAGUUUCAGGUAGUUCAGAUAGAGAGAAAUGAGUCAUAUUCAUAAUUUUCCCCUUUGAAAGGUUUAGUUGCUUCCACUUGAAUGCUGCUCAAACAAAUACUGGGGUUACAAGGGUUGGUUACUAAGUUAGCAUCAAUAGCCAGAGGCAAUACCAUUACCUAGAGGACACCAGCAAAAAGAAAAAGAACAGCAAAAAAAAUAAAAACCUUGGAAAAUGAGGGGGUCAUUUUGUUUUGUUUUGGUGUCCCCUUUUUGAGUCCUAUCUUCUGGCCUUCCUCCUCUACAGAUAUUUUUGACCUUUAGGUGCCUUUAUGAGAAUUGAGGGUCUGAUAUCCUGCCCCAAGGAGUAGCUAAAGUGAUUGCUGAUGUUUUCAGGGAUUUUAACAUCAGACUUGAAUGAGUGAAUGAACCUUUUUUUCUUUUCCUUUCAUCAUCUUUUUUUUUUUUUUUAGAUGUAGGAAGAACUAAGGAGAAAACUCUAGUGAAGACAAUCAUUUCUCUCUAUUGAUGCGGAUAAUUUUCAGCUUAUUUCAGAUGCUUUCUCAAUAGGUCUCAGAACUAGUGUUCUUGUUCAACCUGAAACUAGUAGUGGCUCUGGGCUGGGGCCAGACAGUUGCACUCUCUAGUUUGCGCUCUGCCACUAAUUUGAUGUAUGACCUUGGGCAAGUCAUUUACCUUCUUUGGGCCUCAGUUGCCUCAUCUGUAAAAUGAGGGAGUUGGACUAGAUGAGUUCUUCCAGCUCUGAAGUUUAAGUGACCUUGCCUACCUUGCAGCAGUUUUUGAUUUCUUCCUUACCUUUGGUCUGCUGUCUGAGGGGGCUUUUUACUUAUUUCCACAUUAUUCAAAUGAGACUAGGCUUGAUAUUUUAUUACUGUUCUGUGGACAAGAAGUUACAUAAUAUGUCCUUAAAACUUAAAUUCAACCAAAGGCCUAGCACCGCCUUGGGGGCUGCAAUAAAUACUUAAAAAAAAAAAAAAUGGAGAAAAGCCUUUAUCUUAUUUUCCCAUCAUCUCUAUUCAAGGUGUAUUAAGGCUUUUUUUGGAGUCAUGAUAUUCUACCUUUUGGGUUGGUAUGUGUGUGACACCAUCCUCUUAAGUACUGUGUGCUGGUAAUUUUUUCUUUAAAAUGGAUUGAAAACUUACUGUAAAUGCCUAAUGGUUAUUAGAGGUCAUUGCUUUGGGUCUUUGGUUUCUUAACUCUUCUAUUCUGAAAACAGGGAAAUUCCCUUGAACUGUGUCAAUUAAAAUGGUUUAUAUGACUCAAGAAAUUAAUACCAGUGGAUGAUUAUUCACUUUAUUUUUGGCUCUUUUUAGGUCCAUUUUGAUUAGAAGACUUUUGGCUGGAGCAUUCCUUUCAGAGUUCUCUUCCAGCCUAUCCUUGGAUGAGUAUAAUUAAUGGACUUGGCUUUUUCAAGGACCUUGAGAACCUUCCUUGGGGGGUGGGUCAAGGGUAGGGGAUUGGGGAGUCCUGGUAGAGGCCAGCUCUGUGGUAGCUGGAAAGGAAGGAAUGAAACCAGCUGCUGUUGCUGUGGCUUGUCAUUGAUAGAAGGACUCAUGGGCUUGGAUUGGUUAAAAGGCCAAACAUAGAGUCAGCAAACUUCUUCCAAGUUGGGUUCUGGCCGAUGCCUUGGACAUGUGAUUUAAGGGAAAAGUGUGAAAGCUCCUGGAUGAUGAAAACCUGGUGAGCUGCAGAACCAUUUGGAGGAGGUGACUAGGGGUUGGGAACAGAUUUGGUGAUAGUACUUCCCAACUCUGUCUCCUUCUCUGAAGUCAGAGGAAUGCAGCUAUGCCAAAACUCACAGAAGAGCCACAUUUAACCUCUGCUUUUGGGAAAACUGGUUAGCUAAGGCUGGUAGUUCCUUUGUGGCUUUUUGUAUACUUUUGCCUGGUUGAAGUCUGUGGCUAAAAAAUAGUUGAACCUUUCCUGAGAACUCUGUAACAAAGUAUGUUUUUGAUUAAAAGAGAAAGCCAAUUAAA
Aethalodelphis obliquidens (Pacific white-sided dolphin) is the source of this 8538-nucleotide messenger RNA. It is a transcript of the gene SMAD4, whose product is annotated as SMAD family member 4. Gene Ontology annotation, biological process: BMP signaling pathway; anatomical structure morphogenesis; transforming growth factor beta receptor signaling pathway. NCBI's taxonomy places the organism in Eukaryota, Metazoa, Chordata, Mammalia, Artiodactyla, Delphinidae. Gene Ontology annotation, molecular function: I-SMAD binding; DNA-binding transcription factor activity, RNA polymerase II-specific; RNA polymerase II cis-regulatory region sequence-specific DNA binding. The transcript has 12 exons. Gene Ontology annotation, cellular component: heteromeric SMAD protein complex. The coding region runs from base 568 to 2229 and encodes 553 amino acids. The record is from RefSeq and is a predicted model, not a curated record.